UGAGCUGUCGCGCGUGUAAAAUCAAUGCGCCGCUCUGUCCAUCCGGUGGAGAGAGAGAGAAACCGAGAGAGACGGUGGAGAGAGAGAGGGGUAGGCGAAGGCGUUUUAGAGAGAAUCUCGCUGAAGAAGACGAACAACCAGACCUUUCAAUCUGUUGAAAACCCUAGAAUAUGGGAGUUUCUCGAAUCUGAAUGGGAACCUUAACCCUCGUUGGAUUGACUUGUUACCGAUCCCUCCGCUUCUGUUGGUCUUGGAUCCGCCGGGACGCGCCUUUCUUCUCCGGAGGGUGAGCUGUUUUUCCGUCAGAUCAACACACGAACGAAGAAGUGAUUGCUUCCGUGGAGAAUGCUAGAUUUCUGUGCCGUGUUGAUCAUAAAAGCGUAAUAGAAAUCUUAAGGAAAAAGUGAUCUUGACCAUUGAGAGAGAGAGAUGGGUAGUCCAGGAUCAGGUCCCUCGGAUUGUACGGUCGGGUCGAUCGUAUGGGUGAGGAGGAGGAACGGAUCGUGGUGGCCGGGGAAGAUUCUGGGCCCAGAAGAGCUUGACGCUACUCAUCUCACGUCGCCGAGAUCCGGGACGCCGGUGAAGCUCCUUGGGAGAGAGGAUGCAAGUGUGGAUUGGUACAAUUUAGAGAAGUCCAAGCGCGUCAAAGCAUUUCGGUGUGGUGAUUUUGAUGAGUGCAUUGAGAGGGUGGAAUCUGCGCAGGGGUUGCCAAUAAGAAAAAGAGAGAAAUAUGCUCGACGAGAAGAUGCUAUUCUCCAUGCUCUUGAACUCGAGAAGGAAAUGCUGAAAAAUGAAGGAAAAUCAAUUCCUGAAAAGGUUAGAAAUAAGUCUCCUGAUGCAACCAAAGAGAGGUUAAUUGUCUCUCGGGAUCAAGACAUCUGUAACGGAAAACAAGAAUCCCCUAGAUGUUUAAGAUCGAACCAUGUUGGUGAUGGUCUCCAUUCGCAAAAAGAGAAAGAGAAAGAUUUGCCAGGUUGUGAAGGUGAUCAUAUUGAAACUGCUCCUCGGAUGAGAGGCUUGCAAGACUUUGGGCUUAGAACUGCCUCUUCAAAGCGAAAGUUACCGUGUUCUAAUGGUCCUUAUACUUCCUCAAAGCCUGUGGCCAGCGGUAACUCUCCAGCAUCUUCCAGUGGAGACCAUAGCAUGGAGAGGUCCAAUUAUGCUCUUGAAAAGGAGCACAUCGGAAGUACAUUCCAGAGCAAAAGGCCCAGAUAUAUGUUUGCACCAACUGAGUCUAAUGAUGCUUUAGACUUACAGGAGAGUGUACUAAGCCAGAGGGAGAUGGUGCAUUCCUCAUUUGCUGGUGGUGAUUCUCAUCAGCCGUUUUCAGUAGAGGACCCCCCUGAAUUUUUAGAAGACAUCGGAUCUGAAUCACCUGAACCGGACACUGAUUCUUCUGAGACAGAGGAGGAUACGGAUGAUGAUAUACCCAUUAUCUCAGGAGCUGGGCGUCACUCAGAACGCAGCCAACAUGUUUUAAGUAGACAUAUGGCUGCAGAAGAUGAAAGCACAAGCAAUGAGGAUCACGAUGAUUCAUCUUUUUCGGGUGACUCUUCUUACCUUUAUCCUCACGAUCCUGAUUUUGGCUAUGAAGCUGUUUCCAAAUGGCAACUCAAAGGUAAAAGAAACAUCCGAAAUCUUCCAAGAAGGUCUUCAGGUAAGACCGAACAUGGGACAUUUCGAGAAUUCAAGAAAACCGCUUUUGGCCAAAAGCCACUCGGAUAUGGUUUGGAUUCUAAUGGGGCACAUGAUAUGAGUGAUGGAACCGAUGACACCGAUCACUAUGAAAGGGGGUUUGGGGCCAAAAUGAUUGAACUAUCUGACGAGGGUUAUCUGCCUUCAAAGAGGAUUGCAUCUAGAUCCAGGAACAUAUUAAGCCGUGACAUGCUUGACUGGGAUGAUGAUCCCUGGGAUGGCCCGAUUGGUACAAAAAGGCUCUGGGAGGUAAAACCCGAUGGUUUCAGGCCGGAGUUUGGUGCCUCUCAUCAGUUUGGUGGGAAAAUGCGUUCACCGUUGAUAGAUGUGGAGCUAGAAGUGCAAGGGUGCUAUCAGAAGGGGCCUGUCCCCAUUGUCUCCCUCAUGAGCAAAUUAGAUGGAAGGGCGAUAAUAGGGCAUCCUAUUGGAAUCGAAGUCUUAGUAGAUGGUUCAUCCGAGACAUAUCUUCAUACCACUGUUUCCUAUGGUAAUGAAACAACAUAUCAUGGCAAACCCUUUGUACUUCCCCCUGCAUGGAAGACAGCCAGAAGGAGUAAUUCACGAGUUCCACGGCUGCAUCCAUUCUCAUCACUGGAAAUCGACGACGGUGCAAAGGACGACCGUUCUUUGGCGGAUCAGGGAAGAAAACAGCUGGUUAAGAAAUCCAGCCUGGGAAACUUCAGCAAUGAUACUAACUCGGUUAGGAGAAGUGUAGUGCGGAUUCCACGGCCACCUACAGAGAGAAGGCAGCAGCAGCAGAAGAAUCAGACAAAGAAAACAAGUGCAUCAUCCAUUCAAAAGACAAGGGCACUCUCGUCAUUUGGCAGCGAACAAAGGCACGGGAUGAAGCCACCACGUGACAGCGGUAGUAACUCACAGAUGCACAAUCUCUCUAACAGGCGAGUGCCACCUACAGUGGCCUGCAUACCCGUUAAGUUAGUAUUCAGUAGAUUACUUGAGAAGAUAAAUAGGCCACCAUCAAAACCAGCAGGGAAGACGUUCAUGCCGAGUAGGUGAGAGAAGAAGAGAUCAAUCAUAAGGAGGUGCAUUGUGUAGCUCACUUGCAGGUACAACCAUGGUCGAAUUUCUCUUCCCUAUUCGGUUUUUAGAGCACCAGUUAGUUUGUAGGAAGAAGAGACUUACGUAGAGAAGGAUUACGGGUACAGAAGGGGAAGUAGGAAAGAGCUAAAGAAAGAUCAUGUCAUGUAGGGGGUUGAUUGUAUAUUUCCUCGAGAAGCUAUGUAUGUUUGGUUAGCCUUAGCAUUAGUUUUUCAAGUGGUCUUGUCAUUUGAUGUUUGGAACAUCCAUUCAAGACAACUUUAACAAUUCUUGAUUGUUCUUGCCGCAUACUUUAUAACCUGUAAAUGAUAAAAGUUGGCACAA
Molecule: messenger RNA, 3078 nt
Organism: Tarenaya hassleriana
Lineage: Eukaryota; Viridiplantae; Streptophyta; Magnoliopsida; Brassicales; Cleomaceae
Exons: 4
Coding region: 430-2712 (760 amino acids)
Source: RefSeq, a predicted model, not a curated record